UUUUAAAUGAUAUCGAGUGGAGGGAUAACUGCCAAUUUCCAGUAAUUCGUGAUGGGGAAACACCAUCUAAUUGGAAGAACCGAAUCUGGAAUCAAUUAGUGAAUUAUAGAAAUAACAAUAAAUUGACUGAUUACAAUAAGCGAUAUCUUAUUGCCAGAAAGAUGGAAUCUACAGAAAGAUUCAGUUAUCGUAUGGCGGUUAAAGUGAAUAUUGCUAUAUGUUAUAGCUAUGAUCAGUUUGUUUAUAUUGAUAAAAGAGUAGGAUAUGAAUUAUAUCACAAUUAUAAGAUGGAGGAACAUUGGCGUACAAAUUGUACUGGAAAUAGACAUUGUGAUAUAUAUUUCAAAGAGUAUAUAGAGCUUAAACAAAAACCAGAAGUUAAAAGCGAUAUUUACACAAG
This is a messenger RNA of Scutellospora calospora, 400 nucleotides long. Lineage: Eukaryota; Fungi; Glomeromycota; Glomeromycetes; Diversisporales; Gigasporaceae. The record is from the annotation of a GenBank genome assembly.